Molecule: messenger RNA, 7093 nt
Organism: Medioppia subpectinata
Lineage: Eukaryota; Metazoa; Arthropoda; Arachnida; Sarcoptiformes; Oppiidae
Source: the annotation of a GenBank genome assembly
UUUGACGGCAAUUGACAGUUGAGUUGAUUAUGAAAGUGACCGCAAAUUGAAAAGAAGCGAAAUGUCCGACAAUUGCGAGCAAACGCCGGCAGACGUGUCUUCGAGCGAACAAAUGGUUAGUUUGGUUCCCAUUCAGAGCGAAGACAACAGUAUAGGCGUUGAGUUGAUCGCCGGCGACACCGAUGAAGAAUUUUUUGGCACUCAAGCCAUUGAACUGAAUGGCGAACGCCAUGUGAUCGUAUCCCAAGCACAGGAUCCCGAAACCGGCGAAUUACUACUUGUGCUGAGAGGCGAAAACGGCGAACACAUUGCCAUCCAAUCGGAAGCGCUGUCAUCGAUGGUUCAGGCGUCGGGCGGAGAGAACAUUCAGGAUCCCGAAACCGGCGAAUUACUACUUGUGCUGAGAGGCGAAAACGGCGAACACAUUGCCAUCCAAUCGGAAGCGCUGUCAUCGAUGGUUCAGGCGUCGGGCGGAGAGAACAUUCAGGUGGCGGUUGUCUCCCAAUCGGACGAAACGGCUCUCACUCUGGCGUCGGAUAUCACUUCUCUCACGCAAUCGGUUUCCACAUCGGAAUUGAGUCAAAUGUCGUCAACAUCUUUGGCUGUUUUGCCGCCCAUUAUAGCGAACAUUGCGAGUCAGACACCGACACCACACACGGCGCCCACUAAUGUGGUCCAGUCUAUCGACACACCUAUUGUGUCACAGGAGGAACAGCCCUCCAUCUUAACGACACCCGCUGUCAAACCAGAAUCAGUUGCGACAGAAAUAUUAACCGAUAAUACGAUAGCAACGGAUCCAAAGGCAGAGAUUGGAGUCGAAAAAGAUGUUACGAUUCCUAUUGAGAAGCCAUUGGAAGAGCAGACAGUAGAGGCGCCUAAAGUUGUGGAGUCUGUGGCCUCACAGGAUCCCGAAACCGGCGAAUUACUACUUGUGCUGAGAGGCGAAAACGGCGAACACAUUGCCAUCCAAUCGGAAGCGCUGUCAUCGAUGGUUCAGGCGUCGGGCGGAGAGAACAUUCAGGUGGCAGUUGUCUCCCAAUCGGACGAAACGGCUCUCACUCUGGCGUCGGAUAUCACUUCUCUCACGCAAUCGGUUUCAACAGCGGAAUUGAGUCAAAUGUCGUCAACAUCUUUGGCUGUUUUGCCGCCCAUUAUAGCGAACAUUGGGAGUCAGACACCGACACCACACACGGCGCCCACUAAUGUGGUCCAGUCUAUCGACACACCUAUUGUGUCACAAGAGGAACAGCCCUCCAUCUUAACGACACCCGCUGUCAAACCAGAAUUAGUUGCGACAGAAAUAUUAACCGAUAAUACGAUAGCAACGGAUCCAAAGGCAGAGAUUGGAGUCGAAAAAGAUGUUACGAUUCCUAUUGAGAAGCCAUUGGAAGAGCAGACAGUAGAGGCGCCUAAAGUUGUGGAGUCUGUGGCCACUAAUGAGUUGCAAACAACAGAAUCUAUUUCUGUCAAUACUUGUACUGAUAUUUCCGGCAAUGAAUCACAAAAAGCAGUUGAAGAGAAGGAAACGACAGAAACAAUUGCACCCGAAGUGGCAAAACCUGUUGAGCCGGAAAUCGAGCCAAAAGUUGCGGAACCAGAAAAAACAGUUGAAACAAAUGUUACGCCAGAUAUUGAAACAAAACCGGAAACCACUGAAAAUCCGUCGGAAGAAGAAGUGCCCGAAGAGAAGACAUUACCCAUUGAGACCACAACUGCUUUGAUUGAGACGACUACUGCUUCGGUUGAGACCAUUUCCACGACUGAAUCGAGUGCUACAAUCACUACAACGGCUUCAAUCGAGUCCACACCUGAAGUUGAAUUCAGUAAUACGGCUGUAAUUCAAGUGCAAGACUCGGGAAGUGGAACCUCAUUGGAACAACUGAUGGCAAACGCUGUUAUGACUUCUGAUGGCAAUUACGUGCUAAUGGCUCAGACAGAAGACGGUCACGUGACUGGACUGCCAUCUGAGCUGAAUCUCGCGGAUGUCAUCAACUCGGGAGCGGCUGGCGGUCAGACCUUUUUGAUCGAAACCCCUGAAGGACUGGUGGCGUGCACUGCAUCCACAUCUGGAGAAGACGGAGCCAUUCAAUUGAUUCCAACAGAGGCGGCAAACAUUGAGAGCUCAACGCAAUCGUCAGUGAACUCUGUGGACAACCAACUAAUUCAAGCCAUUGGUUCGCAGUCCAUGUCUUAUACAUUUAACUCAAGUUCUGGUUGUCUUGAGUUGACUCCUGUGAGUCCCACCACAACAACAGCCGCACCAAAACCGGCCCGAAGUCGAGGCGGAAACCGAACUCCAAAAGCCAAGAAUAUAUCGACGCCGGCAUCGAUGGGCCAAACGUUACUCAUGUCGUCGAUCGACACUAUCACUAGUGACAGCCCAACAGUUGACACUACAAAGCUGUCGACUCCGGCAUCCGCUCGAAACAGAGGCGGCAAAGGAGGCCGAGGAGGAGGAGGUCCGAAGAGUGCCGGCGCUUCUAAUACUAAUUCAAACAUCACUUUAAGUUCGCAACACAUGAAAGGCAACUCAAAGUCUGUAUUUCCAGCCGAACCAAUCAAAUCGAGUGCUGGUGUUAAUAGUCUGUCAGCGACCAGUGGUCCGCCCGGUCCGAGUCAAUUGGCCGCCUCUCGGCGGACAUACAGCAAGAAAUCCAAUAUCGUUUGGAUAACACCGGACGCAUCGCACGGACCGGCGAACACACCGUUCGCAACGGUGACCACCGCUACCCCUCAACUCCAUUCGCCCAACAAAUCCACGUCUAGUUUAGUCACUAAGAAUGCGACACAACAACAGUCACCGCGCGUUACGUCGCCCACAAAGACUGCACCGCAAACACCAAUCGCUCCCAUUGUCUCCAAAACAACAACUCCCGCAACCAUUGCUACUAAAGGCACCACUUCUCCGGUCAAAAUGAUCACCGCUUCGGCCACUAAAACGGUUACGACCCCUAAGAGUACCGCAGCGAAGACAACACCGCAAUCCUCAACAACUAAAGUGCAAACACCAAACCUAUCUGUGAAGAGCAGUCCCAUCACAAAGAGUGAAACCAUCACUAAAACAACAAUAAGGAUGAGUGAUAUAACGGCCACUAAAACUACGGUCUCAACGCCGGCGCCUAAAGUGAUGGCCACCAAAACGGUGGUCACCGUUCCCUCACCUGUCAAAGCAAAAGCAUCUGCGAAAUCAACACCGAAGGCAAUCCAAUCGUCCACACCGUCUGCGAAGGUAACCACUGUGUCAACUAAAACGGUUCCCACAAAACCAAACGUAACGACACCCGUAAGCAAACCAAUCACAUCCACGCCUGCCGUCAAAUCUAAACCAAUUCAGGCAUUGAGUGCUGAAAAACCUGCGAAAACUCCGCCAACGACUCGAACCUCGACUACACCUAAAGACACAAAAACUAGUGUUUCAUUAGAAUCGCCGGUUGUUUCGCAACCGAUUGCCGUCAAAUCAAAGGCCACUUCAGCUCUCAGUAACUCGACUCCAGAUAUCACUGUUAAAGACACGACCGCUUCAGAGACUGGAAAAGAAGACCAGAAAAAUAAAUCAAGUCUUGAAAUUGAGGCGAAAAACAAAGCCAACAAAGAAAGCACUGCUUUAAACACUUCGGCCAAAGAGUCAACUGAGAAGAGCAAGAAGUCUGAAACACACAAAAUUGAAACCAACGAACACAACGACGGCAACAAAUUGACCCGAAAAUCACUUAGAAAUUCAAGAAGUAAUUUAGUUAUCGAUGACAUUAAAAAAGAUAAGAAAGAAACCAAAGUUGUCGUAGAAGUGAAGCCAAUUGAAAAAGCAGUGGAAACUCCCACUGAAAUCGUGAGCACAAGGAGAACGUCGCGUAAGAAAGAAGUGGUCAGUACUCCAAGUGUUACGAAACCAGAGAAUCCACAGCCAGUAGAAGAGCCCGUCGCCACUCCGACCCCUACAGAACCGACAGCACCAGCUGUUUCUGCUGUGAAGACACCAUCGGUUUCUACUGUGAAGACGCCAUUGGUUUCUGCUGUGAAGACGCCAUCGGUUUCUGCUGUGAAGACGCCAUCGGUUUCGGCUGUGAAGACGCCAUCGGAUUCUGUUGUGAAGACGCCAUUAGUUUCUGCUGUGAAGACGCCAUCGGUUUCUGAUGUAAAGACGCCAUCGGGAAGAGUGACGCGCGCCUCGACUGGUAAAACACCUGAACCUAAACCUAAAACACCGAAAGCAGCGAAGGCUUCAUUGGAUUCGAAAAACCAAAAUAAAACCAUUAAAGAGAAGACACCGGCGGAUAAACCUGAGCCCAAAGUGAUGGACGAAUUCGAUAGGAUUGUGGAGAAAACGAAACCACAGCCGACGACGACAACGAUGUCGACACCCGAAGCCAUUAAGACAGUGGCGCCCAUUACUCCCACUACGAGUGGUUCGGCCAGAAGUGUGAAGAAAAAGGUUCAGUUUGAGCUGAAAGACAAGUCUGGGGAACAAACAAUAGAGGAGACGGAAGAGUCGAGUCGAUCGUCACGGCGUUCGUUGAGAUCGAGUACACCUCAGGAGAAGAAAGACGACGAGUCGAACAAAACUCCUUAUAAUGAGAACUCCAUUGAAAGCGAUGUGAAUAACAAAACACCGCAACGGCUCUCAACCCGUAAACGAAAAGAAGUGCCCAAAAGUUCUUCAGCCGAACCGGAGAUAAUUGCAUCAAAAACAUUGAAAAAGACGACUAAAUUUGAUAUUAAUUUCGCCGAAAGUGCUGUAAAUUCAGAGAAAACGACGACUAAAUUUGAUAUUAAUUUCGCCGAAAGUGCUGUAAAUUCAGAGAAAACGGUCAAUUCAUUCAGUUCUUCACCGAUUGGAGGAUUUAGAAAAUCAAAACCUAUUAGAAGUUCGUUUAGAGAUAGUGUUCGCCACAGUUUAGAGACAUCUGAAGUGAAUCGGAAUCGAAAGCAAUCUUUAAUUCAGUCUUAUAUUAAUGAAAGCGAAUGGAAGGAAAAAGAGGAUAAUUUAAGGCGAAAGACAAUAUCGUCUUUGUCUGAUCUCCGGAGUCCUAACGAGUGUUACGAUUACUCGACAAAUGAAUGCGUGUUUUACGUUAGACACCAAUCGGUUUCAUUGAAUCCCAAACAAAGUACUGGCAAUUAUUUGUGCCAGAAGUGCGGGUUUCACACGACAAGAAUCAAUAAUUUAGUGGUCCAUCACAGGGAUCAGUGCUCUUACAUCAAGAAUGCAGUCAUCAAGCAAUGGCAGACAGAGCUUCACAAGAGAGCCAAACCCACUAACAGUGCCGACUCGACCGACACUACGAGGCCUGAGACCAAGAGAAGGAAACUCGACAACAAUGAAGAUAUGAACCAUUCUUUGGAUGAGUCGGAAGACGAUUCAGGCGACGACACAAAUGAGGAUCUCAUCAAAAUGAGACAAAGUAUAGAAAAAGCAAAUCAAAACCCAACCAUUAGUGACAUCGACGCUAUGUUAAUGGGUUCGGACGACGAGGACCUCCUUUCCAUUGAUAAUAUAGAGAAUCCUAAGCGAGAUGACAUCGACGCUAUGUUAAUGGGUUCGGACGACGAGGACCUCCUUUCCAUUGAUAAUAUAGAGAAUCCUAAGCGAGAGUUUGGGUUCACUGACGACGACAUAGUAUGGGUCGAAACAAAUAACACUCAUUGGCCGGCAUUGGUCUCAAAGGUGUUUUUCAAAGAGAAGAAAGCAUUAAUUAAACUCAUUGACAGUCCUUUACCCAAAAAGAGGUACCAUUUCAUGAUUAAUUUGAUUACGAGUUACUCUAAUAAGGAAAUAACAUUUGCAUUGCUUUCUAGUCUGAAACUAAGCGUCGCUUCGAUCUCAGCGUUCGAUAGCGCGGAAGUAAAUAAGAAGUAUUUACGCGAAAGCCGUAAAGGAAGUAAUGGCGACGCUCUCGUCAAAGCCGUACAAAAAGCGGAGGAAUUUCUGCGCAAAAAGUGUUUGGGCAGUGAAUUGAGUGCCGCCAAGUUCUUCGACCACUUGGACAGCGAUUUGAUAAAUGACAUCGACGCUAUGUUAAUGGGUUCGGACGACGAGGACCUCCUUUCCAUUGAUAAUAUAGAGAAUCCUAAGCGAGAGUUUGGGUUCACCGACGACGACAUAGUAUGGGUUGAAACAAAUAACACUCAUUGGCCGGCAUUGGUCUCAAAGGUGUUCUUCAAAGAGAAGAAAGCAUUAGUUAAACUCAUUGACAGUCCUUUACCCAAAAAGAGUUACUCUAAUAAGGAAAUAACAUUUGCAUUCACUUCUAGUCUGAAACUAAGCGUCGCUUCGAUCUCAGCGUUCGAUAGCGCGGAAGUAAAUAAGAAGUAUUUACGCGAUAGUCGUAAAGGAAGUAAUGGCGACGCUCUCGUCAAAGCCGUACAAAAAGCGGAGGAAUUUCUGCGCAAAAAGUGUUUGGGCAGUGAAUUGAGUGCCGCCAAGUUCUUCGACCACUUGGACAGCGAUUUGAGUGAAGCCACCGCUGAUGAGGACGAGAAGAUUGUCUCCAAUUCUAAAGAUGGUGUCGCAGAAGAGAAGUCAAAACCUGUUAACGAAAUCACUUCUGACGGAAGUUUGCCUCCCAUUGGAAGCAAUGGAAACGAUUCCGAAACGGAAAGAAUGCCCGAAAGUAAUGAAGCGAUCGCUCAGUGGAAGGAAAAGCGAAGACAACAAAAUGCAAAACUCCUUCAAUGUAUUAAAGACGCAAAAGUGGAAACACAUUUGUUGGGCGUCUAUAGGGAGUCGAUCGGCAGUGAAAGGCAUCUCAAGUUUAAGAGUGGCUCCGAGUCUGAGAAGAAUCAGUUGAAACACGUGCCGUGGUUUGGACCCAUCGAUGAUGAAGAACAACAGGAAGAGAUAUACGACUACUGCUCCCAACUCUUUAAAGCCAACUUCAAAACAGAGGGUUCUUUCGAUACCGUGGCCUAUAUUUUUGAAGUGUGGGUCCCAGAGGCAAUAGUAAAGGCGAUCAGUAGAGUGCGAAGGAUUGAAUUGAAGGAUUCGGAGUCGAUAUUCGCAAAGGGAGUGAUUUUGAGUAAAUCAGAAAAGGAUGAGUUGACUAAAGAGAUUCAAAAAGAGGCUGAAAAACAGUUGACUUCUCAGACCAGUUCUGAC